Hypanus sabinus (Atlantic stingray) is the source of this 2701-nucleotide messenger RNA. Its product is annotated as mitogen-activated protein kinase kinase kinase 11-like. The transcript has 10 exons. The record is from RefSeq and is a predicted model, not a curated record. Lineage: Eukaryota; Metazoa; Chordata; Chondrichthyes; Myliobatiformes; Dasyatidae. Gene Ontology annotation, biological process: protein phosphorylation. Gene Ontology annotation, molecular function: JUN kinase kinase kinase activity; ATP binding. The coding region runs from base 183 to 2246 and encodes 687 amino acids.
UUCAAAAUCAACACACACACACAUGCACAAAAUGCUGGAGGAACUCAGCAGGUCAGGCAGCAUCUAUGGAGGGGAAUAAGCACUCAACGUUUCGGGCCGAGACCCUUCGCAGGACUGGGAAGGAAGGGGGGAGGAUGCCAGAAUAAAAAGUUCUCCUGUUCCAGCCCAUCGUGGACGAUGACAUGGAGGGGAAGACACUGAAGAUCACCGACUUCGGGCUGGCCCGCGAGUGGCACAGGACCACGAAGAUGAGCACGGCCGGUACUUACGCCUGGAUGGCCCCCGAGGUGAUCAAGACGUCAACGUUCUCCAAAGGGAGUGACGUGUGGAGCUACGGGGUGCUGCUGUGGGAGCUGCUGACAGGCGAGGUCCCCUACAAAGGCAUCGACGGCCUCGCUGUUGCCUACGGCGUGGCGGUCAACAAGCUGACCCUCCCGAUCCCGUCCACCUGUCCGGAGACGUUCGCUCAGUUGAUGUCAGAAUGCUGGGAUGAGGACCCUCACCGGCGGCCGCAGUUCGCCUCCAUCUUGGGGCAGCUGACCACCAUUGAGGAGCAGGUGUUGCUGGAAAUGCCCCAGGAGUCGUUCCACUCCAUGCAGGAGGACUGGAAGCUGGAGAUCCAGGACAUGUUCGAUGAACUGAGGGCCAAAGAGAAGGAGCUGCUGUGCCGCGAGGAGGAGCUGAAGCGGGCGGCGCUGCAGCAGAAGUCGCACGAGGAGUCGCUGCGCCAGCGGGAGCACGCGCUGGCGCAGUGGGAGCUGGACGUCUUCGAGCGCGAGCUCAGCCUCCUCAUCUACCAGAUGAACGCCGAGAAGCCGAACGUGAAGAAGCGGAAAGGCACCUUCAAGAAGAACAAGCUGAAGGUGAAAGACGGCCAUCGCAUCAGCCGGCCCAUUGAUUUCCAGCACAAGCUCACCGUCCAGGCCUCCCCGGUUCUCAAUAAGAAGAAAGGCUUGUUUGACGUCAGCUCCAGUUUGGCCAAUAACUCGACCUUCGUCCCGCGGCUGAGGGCAAUACAGUUGAUUCCCAAUGAGAACAAUGGCGCGUGGAGCAGGUGUCCGGCCUGGGGCCCCGAGACCUCCGACGGGGAGGACUGUGGGAAAGGAGAGCGGAGACCCGGAUGCACCCAGCGGAACAACGGGAAUAAACCCUGGGAAUUGCCGGCUGAUGGAAGGACACGACCUCGGGCGGACAAUGAGAUAUGGAUCGGCGAAUCCGGAGACGAGGGGUCAACUCCGUCUUCAACCAACUCCACUGGAGACUCUAAUCCCGCCGACGACACCAGGAGCGACGAGCACCUCCCGGUCGACGACCCUCACCUACCUCAGGCCGCCGAAGACCGCGCCGACGAAGGCCGCUGGCCGUUGAGGAGCCCGCGCCGGGCCUUGCUAGCCAGCGCCGCCGUGCUCGCCUCGGUGGCGCUCGGCCGUGGCCUGCAGGGCCCGCGCCAGGCCGACGCCCAGGAGGCCCCCGCCGGCUGCGGCAACGGCGGCUCGCCGCAGCUGACGCACGGCAAGAAGGCCCGGAAGGAGGCCGCCGAGCCGCCCGGCGACCUCAUCCACUUCUCCGACAGCCUGGACCCGGCCGAGGUGCUGAUUGACCUGGCCCCCGCCAGCGGGCGGCCCCUGCUGCUGCCCGGGCCCCCGGUCACCCCGAGGAGGGAGCGGAGGCGUGUCGCUGGCGGGGGCAGUCCGUCGGAAAUCAGCGCUGACACUGCAGGAGAGACUACCUCCCCCAUCAGGCUGAGGGACCAGCACACGUCCGGCUUCUCUGAACACAGGCACCCCUGGGCCUGGCAGCGGGCGGAGCACCCCAAGAUGGCGGCCCUCCCCCGGCCCCGGCCCUCCCCGGCUCGAGCCAGGAUCGACCCCUGGAGCUGCGUCUCCACCGGCCCCAGCGACCAGGGCCGGGCGCCGGACCCCUUCGCCUCGCCGGGGCCGCGGCCACCGACGCCCGGCAACCCCUUCCGCUCACCGGCGACCCCGCCCCAGCAGAGCGGCGUGGCCUGGGGGCACCUCCAGGCCCCGGGGCCCAGGAACCCCUUCACCCCGUUCCCGCCACCUGCCGCCGGCCCCUUCGCUGCCGCAGCCAACGGAGCUGGCUUCCCGAGCUGCCCCUUCUCCGGACUCGUGUUCAGCCCCUCCGGGGGGCCUCCGCCGGCCACCCAGCACCAGAACUUCAUCAACCUGGACUCCGAGACAUGGGCCAAGGACUUCCUCCCACCCGGCUGGUCAGAGCAGGGUUGAGGACUCGCCAGUCUCGAUUGGAAGCGUUUUUCCCACUUCCCCCCCACUUCCCCGUACCUCGGACUCCAUCCACCGAACCAUAAGUGACAGGCGCCAGGUGGGAAUGACCUUCCCCGGGCCGUGGAGCAAACUCCGAGGGCGUCAGAGGGCCGGUUCGGGGUGCCAGGAGGCAGCAAGGGACAACGGGGCUGGGGGAACUUUGCCGAGCCGGGACGAAACUGGGACGCGCGGGCGCGAGGCGCUCCCUCGCCGGUGCGUUCACCCGCAAAGCGCGGGUGGUGGCGGAGGGGCGGAGGGGAGGGGGACGCAGAACGAGGGAACGCGGCCUCUCGGCUGAGCAGGACCCGCGGGCGGUCGUGGUAUUUUUAGGAAAAUACGUUUUACAAAAGAGGGACCAAAAAAAAUAUUAUUAUUAUUAUUAUUAUUAUUAUUAUUAAAUAAAACUUUCUGACCUC